GGUGACUGGGUCUACGGAUCGGCUUCAGAGUGGCUAUAUAAGCAGCGUUUCGGGACGCCAAACAACGCAGUUGGCCGAGAGGAUUAAGACGGCUCAAACCGCUGGUGAAGAUGGCCAAGAUAGUCCUGUGGAUGUUGUUCCUGGCCCUGGGCCGUGAGAUCUACGGCGCUAGUCUGCCCUCUCCGAUUUCUGGACCGGAUUCGGAGUUGGGAACCUGCGAGCUGCAGCUCUCCAAGUACCGCAGGUUCAUCCUGCAGGCGAUCCUGAGCUUCGAGGAUGUGUGCGAUGCCUACAACGCGCGGCCGAGUGGUCAGGAUGCGGAUUCGGAGGGAUGGCUCUUCCGGCACUACGCCCCACCGCCCACCUCCCAGCGGGGCGAGAUCUGGGCCUUCUUCCGCCUCCUGAUGGCCCAGUUCGGCGACGCGGAGUUCUCCUCCAUCAUCCGAGAUGCCGUCAUCGAGAGAUGCCGCAUCAAGUCGCAGUUGCAGCGCGACGAGAAGCGCAACUCCGUGGUCCUGGGCAAGAAGCAGCGGUUCCACUCGUGGGGCGGCAAGAGGUCGCCGGAACCUCCGAUCCUGCCGGACUACUAAAACUCCCACGUCUCGUUUUCCCUUCAAAAUGUGUGAACAGCCAAAGUUGAAGUCCUCUACUUAAUAUCAGUGUCUAAAUAAACCCGAAGAUUGCAAACCGA
Messenger RNA from Drosophila takahashii, 691 nucleotides. It is a transcript of the gene Lk, whose product is annotated as Leucokinin. The record is from RefSeq and is a predicted model, not a curated record. Lineage: Eukaryota; Metazoa; Arthropoda; Insecta; Diptera; Drosophilidae.